Messenger RNA from Botrytis byssoidea, 534 nucleotides. RefSeq lists its product as uncharacterized. NCBI's taxonomy places the organism in Eukaryota, Fungi, Ascomycota, Leotiomycetes, Helotiales, Sclerotiniaceae. The record is from RefSeq and is a predicted model, not a curated record. Bases 1 to 534 code for a protein of 177 amino acids. The transcript has a single exon.
AUGUGUCUCGACAUCUUCUCCAAGUUCUCCUGCACCCCCUCCCACAACUCCGAAUUUACACUUUGGGAAACCCAAGAAUGCUCCUCCGCAAUCUCCAAGUCCAGAUACCAAAUCAGAAACAUCUUAUGUCCAGCGGCUGAUCGCAAUACCUAUGUCGACAUGCGUACGGAUAACAAGGAGAAAUUAUGCACCACGUGCGCAAGAGCCAGUACUGAGCAAUCUAACCGCGAAAUUGAAAUUGCGAGGGAGGAUCUUAGAAAGCAGAGGCAAUUUGCUGAGGAGAUGAAGCGUAAGAGAGAACCGAGACAGCAGGAGGAACUGGCCGAGAAAGAUCAGCAUCAAGGACAAAGGAAAGUUGUCAGGAAGGAGGGUCCCAGAAAACAAAAUGCACCUAUAAAAAUAGAACCCAGCGCACGUACAGAAUCCCCGAGUCAGGCUGUAGCUAGAAUCCAGAGCUCACUUGAGCGGGAAUACAACGUAGUGGAAACACGACGGAUAAUUGAGCGUCUGAGGGAAAGUUAUAGGUACAGAUAG